Molecule: messenger RNA, 1465 nt
Organism: Physella acuta
Lineage: Eukaryota; Metazoa; Mollusca; Gastropoda; Physidae
Product: protein HGH1 homolog
Source: RefSeq, a predicted model, not a curated record
AAAAUAAAUGUCGAAACUGCGGGAUAAACCGUACGGCUAAACCGGAAUCAAAACAUUUCGUAGUCCAGUUAAUGUUGAUGAAAUAAAAACAACACGUGUGGUGGAACAAACUGUUAAGCUACUUCAUCAACCAUUACGUCAUAUAGUCUUAACUUCUUUUAUUAGUAUAAGAACGUGUACUGAACUUACUUGCCAGCUUAACUAGCUUUGUCACAAAAUAAUUUUAGAUCAGAUCUAUUAUGGCGUUAGAUCAGACAACGAAGCAGCAUCUGGAAAAAGAAUUGUUACCCUAUUUGAACCCAAAAGCACGAGCCGAUGUCAAGUCCAUCGCAAUAAGGUAUUUUUUAGAAAUGACCGGCUCAAAAGAAGGAAGAAAUUUCAUUGGCGAAGGAAAUGUGUUUUUACCUGCUAUUAUAUCUUUAACAACAGACUCACAACAGGAUGCUGCAAAGGAUGCUUUUUUAACAUUAAUAAAUCUAACAGCGGAGGAUAAAAUUUCUUGGAAAUUAAUGAACACCAACAGUACAUCCAGCUUUAUCCUUGAUACAUUGCAUAAUAUUUUAAAACCAGAUUUCAUUUAUGCAGACGAGGCUUCCAGCAUUAUUUCAAAUGUAACAAGAAUGCCUGCAUGUGCUAAACGCCUAGCAGAGCAAAUUUUGGCAGAAAAUUCUCAAGUAACUAUGGAAAAGAUAGUUCAUGUUUUAUGUCAAGUAAAUUUCAAUAAAAACGCUAAUUUACAUUACUUGGGACUUAUAUUGUCAAAUCUUACUCAAGUUUCAGAAAUAAGAAAAAUAAUUAUGGAUAAAAAUAGGUGUAUUAUACAGAAACUUUUACCAUUUAUUGACUUUGCUGGAUCAAAAACUCGUAGAGGAGGAAUAAUUGGAACUUUAAAGAACUGUUGUUUUGAAUAUGAUCAUCACCAGUGGUUGCUUAGUGAUGAUGUAGACAUCUUAUCAAGGCUGCUACUCCCUUUAUCUGGGGGAGAAGAAUUUGAUGAAGAUGAUAUGGAUAAAUUACCAGUUGAUCUUCAGUACCUUCCCCCAGAUAAAAAAAGAGAAGAAGAUCCUGACCUGAGAACUAUGCUGCUGGAGGCAAUCUUUCAAUUGUGUGCCACAAAGCAAGCAAGGUUAUAUAUAAAGGAAAAAAAUGCUUAUGUUAUUUUGAGAGAACUUCACAAAUGGGAGAGGGACCCCAAAGCAAAACUGGCUUGUCAGAAAUUAUGUGAGCUACUGAUAUCAGAUGAGCCAGAUGAGGGCAUGGAAGAGCUUCAUGCAGUAGAUGUCCCAGAAGAUCUUCAGCAGAAGUUUGAGCAACUGGACAAGGAGCUAUUGGAUGACUUUUCAGCUGAGGAAAGGGAAACUUCAUCUCAUGCUGGGGAGAAUCCACCCAUACAAGACACUAAUGAUAAACACUGAAUUGUACUUUUGUUGAUAGUUUCAAAGAUUGAAUAUAUGCCAAAACAUUU